This is a messenger RNA of Thermothelomyces thermophilus ATCC 42464, 2944 nucleotides long. RefSeq lists its product as uncharacterized. Bases 170 to 2323 code for a protein of 717 amino acids. Gene Ontology annotation, cellular component: membrane; endoplasmic reticulum. The transcript is spliced from 5 exons. NCBI's taxonomy places the organism in Eukaryota, Fungi, Ascomycota, Sordariomycetes, Sordariales, Chaetomiaceae. Gene Ontology annotation, biological process: GPI anchor biosynthetic process. The record is from RefSeq and is a predicted model, not a curated record.
AGGGGGACCUGGUACGACACUGCAUUUCACGCGCCUUGGUCAAGCUUCCAGUUAGAGCUGACUGCCCGUUUCAGCAUCCGCGCUCGACUUCAUCCGGCAUCUCGGCCAGGGAGCAACUCAGACGGCGGGGUUCUUUUUAGCUGAUUCGACUGCGCUCUUGCUGUCGGACAUGCCAGAUAAUGAUGGUCUGAUGCGCGUGUUUUGGCCGGCCGAUCUGCCGCGGUCGGACCUGAAGGGCGUGGUAGUGGGGUGGAGGAACUCGGCUCUGGACGUAUUUGUGCUGGCCAUCCUGGAAGAGGUCGAGCUUCGGAAUGUCGAAUUCGCCCUCAAGAUUGGCACGCUCCUCCGCAACGCUCCCCAUCCCGUAAGCCGCAUCUACGAGCUGUGCGGCCAGACAUCGAUAUGCGUCCUCGGCCUGUCCAACACCCCAGACUCGGUCGAGAUUGAUCCGUCAUGGAUACGCGUCACGGUCGGGCCCAAGCGCCGUGUCCCUGCCAUCACAUGUCCGCGAGCCUCGAGCAUUCAGCUGAUCCUCUUUGAGAGACCGAAUCCCACUAGAAUGCAAUAUAUUUCCCUAAACCCAAUCGAGUUGGCUCUUGACGACAAGCACGAUAGUUUCCGGCAAGAUGUGUCUGAUGGAAUUGAAGACGAUGACGAGAAGGAGGAGCGCAGGAAGAAGGAGCAACAGAGACAGCUCGUCGAGAAGCUGAAGCAGCAUUCAAUCUUUAAGCGUGUGCCUUCCGAGAAAGAAAAGGCACUCGCCAAGAUUGUGAACCAGAUCAACUGGUCAUGGGAGCUCGAGAAGCUGCUCCAGAAGAACGUUUCUCGCAUUGGCACGCGCCCUAAGCGGAGUCUUAGUGUCUCCGAGAGGGUUGUUGAGUCAGCAACGACGGCGCGCGACAUGAUGGUGGUGUGGAUGUGGGAUCUUUUUACCGUCUACGUUUGGCCUGUCAUCAAACGGGUCUUUGUCAUGGGGCUAUUGGCCCAUCGGAUCGCCGCCGAAAUGCUCUUGCGGAUCCUGGAAUGGCGGGCGCAGCCAAGGUACGCCGCCCUGAAGGACAUCUCUGCCACCGCUCAGCAGGUCGAGAUUCGUCUGCAGCAGUUCUGCUACUGGCCGAUGCAGUAUGUCACUCUUCGGUUGAGGAAGAACGACUGGGAGAGCGUGACAACCAGCCACCCCGACUACAUCCGCUUUUAUAACAGCCUCUGGCUUGUGGCCAACGAUGUGAUCAUCGGCAUCGCUCUGGGGUCUUACAUCAUUGAUAACGCCGGCUGGGUUGCUGAGGAGGUCAACCAGCUCCUCAGUCAGUACACGGUGGACGCGCUGCAGAGCAGCAUCUCCUGGCUCAUGGGAUGGCCCGCCGGGUUGAAGCUGAACAAUGAGCUAGGGGCAUUCCUCGGCGACUUGUUUCUAUGGGUCAUUGAUUAUUGGUCAAGCUUCAUCGAGGCUCUUCGCCCAUAUCUGCCUCGCAUCAUCUGGUUCAUAGGCUUCUCGAGCUUUGCCGGAGCAAGCAUGCCGAUAGCCUUGUUUUCGGACCUUCUCUCCAUCCUGACGGUGCACAUCUACUCUUUUUACCUAGCCUCGGCCCGAAUCUACCACUGGCAGCUGAAUAUCCUGAUAUCGCUGUUCCACCUGUUCAGGGGCAAGAAGCACAACGUCCUCAGAAAUCGGAUCGACUCGUGCGAUUACGAUCUUGACCAGCUGCUCGUUGGCACCAUCCUCUUCACUCUUCUCUUCUUUUUGCUACCGACUGUGGUGGUGUUUUACCUUAAUUUUGCUAUCGCACGCAUGGUGAUCAUCUCGCUCAAGGCCGUCUUCGACACGAUGCUGUCUUGCUUGAAUCACUUCCCUCUUUUCGCGCUCAUGCUUCGGAUCAAGGAUCCUGGGAGGCUUCCUGGCGGGAUCCGGUUUGAGCUUCGAGAUACCCAAGACUUCAGAUCACCCAUUACUAUUAACUCGCCCACACAAAAGCUGCCUUCGACUUCAGUAAUAUACCUAAAAUCCGUUCCCCUGAAAUUCAAGGCCAUGUUCCACCAAUACUUUCAAAUGGGACAGCGGAUCCGCAAACACUAUCUCUCGCCGCGGGUGUUGCUCUGUCUUCUCACCGGAAAGUUUGUCCCGCCGCUGAACCGCAAGAACCUGUACAGCCUCCAGUACAGCAUGCUACCGGCGCGGAGAGCGGGUGUUAUGGAGAUGUGGAACGCGGUCAAUUCGCUGCCGGAGUCCAAGAAGCGGGGGGCGCCGGUGCAUGUGCCAAUCCUGGCGAACGGGAAAACGUUCCCCAGCAAUUAUGGCGGGGGGAGGUCACGAGGUUAUGGGUAGAGCCGGUAAACACGGUUAUUUACAUCGCACUAGAACGUAAUAAAUGGGCGAAGGCAUUGCUCUGAUCAGAGGAAACCUCCUGAGUGGUGAAUGGUCGCUUCUGCUGUAGUUCUGCCAGUCCAACAAUCUUAGAGGGAAAAAAAAAAAAGGGAGGGGGAGGUUAAACUCAGAUAACAACUGAUCCUGUUGCCCCUUGGGCACCUGUAGCUGGCAAGCGAUCGGCUGAGGAGCUCCAAGUUAUAUUUCGGUUGUUCUCAACAAGACUGAAGAGCUUAGGUACGACUGCCGGGCAAUGAGCUAACAAACUCACCAUACCUGCCACUUUUCCUCACGUUAUGGCUAACAUACGCAGCAUUUGUAUGAGAGAGGCCGGUACCUUAUGCAAUUCACCGAUGUAGAAAUCUUGCGUUACCUAGGUACCUAGGUACCUAUGCAGCGCAGCGGACCUUGGGGAAGCAGCAUCUCAGCUCCACAAACGGAAGAAGCACGCGCAACCAUCAAACCCCUUCCUUUUCGUCUCGUGUGCUCAAUCUCCAAAAAUCAGAACGCGUUCGCCCGCGUCUAGAUCAUGGCUGGACCUGGGACUAGCUUGACCCCGCGAUCUCUCAUCUAGUGGCCCCA